Messenger RNA from Pteropus alecto (black flying fox), 4370 nucleotides. It is a transcript of the gene NDST1, whose product is annotated as N-deacetylase and N-sulfotransferase 1. Bases 633 to 3389 code for a protein of 918 amino acids. Gene Ontology annotation, molecular function: heparan sulfate N-sulfotransferase activity; deacetylase activity. The transcript has 16 exons. The record is from RefSeq and is a predicted model, not a curated record. Gene Ontology annotation, cellular component: Golgi apparatus. Lineage: Eukaryota; Metazoa; Chordata; Mammalia; Chiroptera; Pteropodidae.
GUCUCUAACCAGGAACCUGGUGAGGGGGUGCGGGGCUGGAGGCUUCCGGGAACAUGGUUGGUGGCUCAGGGUGCCCUAGGGCCACCCCCCUUCCUCCCCCCCUCCCGGGGAGGGGACUGGGCCAGCAGUAAUGCCAUUUGUCCUGGCUCUGGGAUUAGGUGCGGCCGUGUUAAGUGAGGAGUGUGGAACCAUUGAGAGGACGCCGCGGAGGGAAGCGGAGCUGAGCGGCCGCCGCCUGGAGCUCCGCCUUGGCCCUGGGGGCCCCACCAAGCAAGAGGCAUGUGGCACCCCGGGGCCUACCCAGUGUCCUCCAGCCUGCUGCCCGGACCCCCCAGGAGGCCCUGAUGCCCUGGGGCACUUCUGCUGUACACAGGACCACGUGGGGGUUUGCCAUGGUGACAUAAAGGGGCGCAGAGGAAGGAAGGAGCGCAACCAGCCUGCGGACUGCGCCCCGGCUGGGAGGAAGGGCCGGCAGCCCGGAUCCUCCUCUCCUGCUGCCCACUGAGGGCCGCACUCGCUAGGUGUCUGUGAAUUUGUUGGUCAGUUGACAACUCCGGUGUCUCCUCCUGUUUGGGGCCUUGGAGUGGCCAGGGCAGGCCAGGCCUCUGGUGGCCGAGGUCUCAGGGACCAGGAUGUCCACCCUGGCGCGCCUCCGCAGGCUGUGUCGGCACGUGUCCCCGCAGGCUGUCCUUUUCCUGCUGUUUGUCUUCUGCCUCUUCAGCGUUUUUGUCUCCGCCUACUACCUGUAUGGCUGGAAGCGAGGCCUGGAGCCCUCGGCAGAUGCCCCCGAACCUGACUGUGGGGACCCGCCACCCAUGGCCCCCAGCCGCCUGCUGCCGCUCAAGCCCGUGCAGGUGGCCGCCCCUGCCCGCACGGACCCGCUGGUGCUGGUGUUUGUGGAGAGCCUCUACUCGCAGCUGGGCCAGGAGGUGGUGGCCAUCCUGGAGUCGAGCCGCUUUAAGUACCGCACAGAGAUCGCACCCGGCAAGGGGGACAUGCCCACGCUCACCGACAAGGGCCGUGGCCGCUUCGCCCUCAUCAUCUACGAGAACAUCCUCAAGUAUGUCAACCUGGACGCCUGGAACCGGGAGCUGCUGGACAAGUACUGUGUGGCCUAUGGCGUGGGCAUCAUUGGCUUCUUCAAGGCCAACGAGAACAGCCUGCUGAGUGCACAGCUCAAAGGUUUCCCCCUGUUCCUGCACUCGAACCUGGGCCUGAAGGACUGCAGCAUCAACCCUAGGUCCCCGCUGCUCUAUGUGACGCGGCCCAGCGAGGUAGAGAAGGGCGUGCUGCCCGGCGAGGACUGGACUGUGUUCCAGUCCAACCACUCCACCUACGAGCCAGUGCUGCUGGCCAAGACGCGCUCGUCCGAGUCCAUCCCGCACCUGGGCGCGGACGCCGGCCUGCACGCCGCGCUGCACGCCACAGUGGUCCAGGACCUGGGCCUCCACGACGGCAUCCAGCGCGUGCUGUUUGGCAACAACCUGAAUUUCUGGCUGCACAAGCUCGUGUUUGUGGACGCCGUGGCUUUCCUCACCGGCAAGCGCCUCGCGCUGCCUUUGGACCGCUACAUCCUGGUGGACAUUGAUGACAUCUUCGUGGGCAAGGAGGGCACGCGCAUGAAGGUGGAGGACGUGAAGGCCCUGUUUGAUACGCAGAAUGAACUACGCACACACAUCCCAAACUUCACCUUCAACCUGGGCUACUCAGGGAAAUUCUUCCACACAGGUACUGAUGCUGAGGAUGCUGGGGACGACCUGCUGCUGUCAUACGUAAAAGAGUUCUGGUGGUUCCCCCACAUGUGGAGCCACAUGCAGCCCCACCUUUUCCACAACCAGUCUGUACUGGCUGAGCAGAUGGCCCUGAACAAGAAGUUCGCUGUCGUGAGAGCACGGCAUUCCCACAGACAUGGGGUACGCGGUGGCGCCCCACCACUCGGGCGUGUACCCUGUGCACGUGCAGCUGUACGAGGCCUGGAAGCAGGUGUGGAACAUCCGCGUGACCAGCACGGAGGAGUACCCCCACCUGAAGCCGGCCCGCUACCGCCGCGGCUUCAUCCACAACGGCAUCAUGGAUUUUCAUCUUUCUGGCUGCGGUAUGGAGCAGAGACUGUUGGAGACAAAGUGAGAAGCAAGAGACCAAUUAGGAACCAACUGCAGUAUUCCAGACAAGAGAUGGUCCUCCCGCGGCAGACCUGCGGCCUCUUCACGCACACCAUCUUCUAUAACGAGUACCCUGGUGGCUCCAGCGAGCUGGACAAGAUCAUCAAUGGGGGCGAGCUCUUCCUCACCGUACUCCUCAAUCCUAUCAGUAUCUUCAUGACACACCUGUCCAACUACGGGAAUGACCGCCUAGGCCUGUACACCUUCAAGCACCUGGUGCGCUUCCUGCAUUCCUGGACCAGCCUCCGGCUGCAGACACUGCCCCCUGUGCAGCUGGCCCAGAAGUACUUCCAGAUUUUCUCUGAGGAGAAAGAUCCACUCUGGCAGGACCCCUGCGAGGACAAACGCCACAAAGACAUCUGGUCCAAGGAGAAGACGUGUGACCGCUUCCCGAAGCUCCUCAUCAUUGGCCCCCAGAAAACAGGCACCACGGCCCUCUACCUGUUCCUGGGCAUGCACCCGGACCUCAGCAGCAACUACCCCAGCUCAGAGACCUUUGAGGAGAUCCAGUUUUUUAACGGCCACAACUAUCACAAAGGCAUCGACUGGUACAUGGAGUUCUUCCCCAUCCCCUCCAACACCACCUCCGACUUCUACUUUGAGAAAAGCGCCAACUACUUUGACUCAGAAGUGGCGCCCCGGCGGGCAGCCUCCCUGUUGCCCAAGGCCAAGGUCCUGACCAUCCUCAUCAACCCUGCAGACCGGGCCUAUUCCUGGUACCAGCACCAGCGAGCCCACGAUGACCCAGUGGCCUUGAAGUACACUUUCCACGAGGUGAUCACAGCUGGGUCCGAUGCCUCCUUGAAGCUGCGUGCCCUCCAGAACCGCUGCCUGGUCCCAGGCUGGUACGCCACCCACAUAGAGCGCUGGCUCAGCGCCUUUCACGCCAACCAGAUUCUGGUCUUGGAUGGCAAACUGCUACGAACAGAACCUGCCAAAGUGAUGGACACAGUGCAAAAGUUCCUUGGGGUGACCAACACCAUUGACUACCACAAAACUCUGGCGUUUGAUCCAAAGAAAGGAUUUUGGUGCCAACUGCUUGAAGGAGGAAAAACCAAGUGUCUGGGCAAAAGCAAAGGCCGGAAAUACCCAGAGAUGGACUUGGAUUCCCGUGCCUUCCUGAAGGACUAUUACCGGGACCACAACAUCGAGCUUUCCAAGCUGCUGUACAAGAUGGGCCAGACACUGCCCACCUGGCUGCGGGAGGACCUCCAGAACACCAGGUAGCCGUGGCCACCACAGCCAGACUGAAUGUUCGUGACAGCGGGGAUGCCCCGCCACACGCUGAGCCAGACUGACCUGCAGAAUGGGAAGCUGGGCCCGGGCUGGCCAAGCACUUAUGAGCAAUACUCUGCCGAGGCCCGGGUAGGGCCAGGAGAAGAGCCCAGGCAGGUCCACAAGCGCCUCAGAGCAUCCAAUGCUGGGUCUGUGGCCUCUAGGACCUCCGUAGCCACCAGAGGUCCAUUCCAUUCACAGCCUUUCAUGGGGAGGCCACUUCUUGGUAGGAGGGAGUCCAUGAGACUCUUUCUGUCCCUCACUGUGUUCUACCAACCACGCCCUCUCCUUCACCCCAGCAUUCCCUGCCCCAGCAGGGUAUCUCCUCAGUAUUAGCUGCCGUAUUCUCCCUGUGCUCCAGACAGCAAGCGAGGAGCCCAGCUGGGCCUUUUGCCAAACCAGGGGGAGAGACUGGACAUUGCCCUGACUGUUUUGAGCCAGGCCCUUCAGAGGGGUCAGCUGGGUACCCAGAGUCGGUCACUAGGCUGGAUAUGAGGGUCGCACCUCGAGAGGACUCUGAGCUUCCACAUGCAUUCUAGUUAACACCUUCACAUCUCACCUUCCCUUUCUGGGGAAAGAAUCGCUGGUUCCUACGGUGUCCACCCAGUCCUCAAGGCCUCCUCCAGGGCCCUGGGGCACUGCCAUGCCAUUUGGACCCAGAGACCCGGGCCUCAAUCUCACCCCGUGUUUUCACCCCGGGAUAUGACAUGUGUGGUAUUUCCUGUGGUAAAGACUGAGGCGGUUCAGAAGUCUGCCAGUAUACAUGUUCCAGUGUAUAUACGUUGUCCCCAUGCCCACCCAGCCUUGGCCCCUGGCAGACACUGGGCAGAGCUGGUGACACUGCCAUCUACGGCUUUGCCCCAGCAACCUGUGGCCGAGGGCUCCUAGAGACCCCGUUAACCUCCCCAAUACUAAAAAGCUAAAGUAUUUUAA